AUGGAAGAAGAUCUAUCAAAUCAGCGAGAGAAUGGGCACCCCCCCCCCACGAGGCGCAGCGCAACACCAGAAAGCACAGAUAGCUACGACGAAGAUGUAUACGACCCGGACCAACCGCUAGCAGAGCGUCGAAAAGUACAGAAGAGCUUCAGAGAACUUCUGCGCGAUGUGACAGAAAACUCAGAGGAGUACCUCCAGUCUGGCUCGCAGGGACUAUACGACACAAUAAUAAAAGCAAAUGAACUUACAAAACAAGUUCGCCAAACGACGGAAGCUACGAUAGAUUCACGACUGCUUGUCAGCACAACAGAUCUUUCGUACCGAAAGACGCUACGUCUCACACAGGGCAGCCUCUCCCAGGGGGUGGACGUGGACGAGCUCGUCUCCAAAUGCAUCACAUUCAUGCGUCAAGAACGUGGAACUUCGGAUGAAGGAGAAGAGGAAGGAGAAGAAGACAACGCGCCAACACAGCAAAGACGCAAGAGAGGAGAUUAUCCCAACGGAAUCGACGACCCCGAGGACAGAGACGGUGACAUGAUGAACUGGGGCCACCUAGGCAGAUUUGCGUGCCUCCCGCACUCAAGAAGACCAGCAUUGUCAGGGUUGCUUCUUGGUCCACUAUCGAUUGAAAGGAAAAUACGGAGAGCCACCAAACGCAGCGCUCCGUUCAGACCAAACAACCUCGCCGAAACGAGACCAGAAAUCCUCAACAUCGACGACCUGGCCAAGAAAGAAAACGACCUCACUGCCAUAUGUGGCAAAAUAUUCCAGCAACUUCAAAACAUACAAGAACAGGUACAAGAGGCGGUAGCAGAAGCCAUAGAGAACGAGAUGAGUGACGAAGAAAAGAUCGACAUCAUGCACAAACAUGGGCUCCGGCGGACCGGUGGUAUAGACCUGAUGAGGUUUGUGGUCAAUCCUAAAUCGUUUGGGCAAACGGUUGAGAAUAUGUUCUACGUGAGCUUCUUGAUCCGGGAUGGGAGAAUCGAGAUUGAGUAUGACGAAUACGACCUCCCUGCCCUAGCACCUGUCGUUCGCGAAGACCACGAGACUGAAUCAGCGCGCCAGGGCUCAGCAAAGUAUCAAGCAGUGUUGUCCAUUGACAUGCAAGCCUGGGAAGACAUAGUCGAGACUCUCCAAAUCAAAGAGCCGAUGAUUGAGCAUAGGCCAGAAGUCGUGAAUAGUGGCCCAGGGGCAAGAGGCUGGUAUAGCUAG
Molecule: messenger RNA, 1215 nt
Organism: Akanthomyces muscarius
Lineage: Eukaryota; Fungi; Ascomycota; Sordariomycetes; Hypocreales; Cordycipitaceae
Exons: 3
Coding region: 1-1215 (404 amino acids)
Biological process (GO): DNA repair
Cellular component (GO): nucleus; Smc5-Smc6 complex
Source: RefSeq, a predicted model, not a curated record